Exserohilum turcica Et28A is the source of this 604-nucleotide messenger RNA. RefSeq lists its product as uncharacterized. NCBI's taxonomy places the organism in Eukaryota, Fungi, Ascomycota, Dothideomycetes, Pleosporales, Pleosporaceae. Gene Ontology annotation, cellular component: membrane. The coding region runs from base 1 to 498 and encodes 165 amino acids. The record is from RefSeq and is a predicted model, not a curated record. The transcript has 2 exons.
AUGUCUUCCACCACCCUCAACUACCCACUCCUCGCCAUCCCAGCCUACUACAUCUUCUCGCUCAUCCCGCACGGCUACGCAGGCAGCCUGCUCACAUCGCACGGGUACAAAGUCAACAAUGCGAAUCCCAAAGCCUCCAUGUCGCCAGACGCCGUCAGAGGCAAAGUCCCAGAUACCGUCUUCCAGAAAUACCAGCGCGCGGAAAAUGCGCAUAGUAACGGGAUAGAGCAAAUGCCGCUGUUCGCCUCGGCUGUGAUUGCUAGUGUUGUUGCUGAGCGCAUGACGGCUACGCGGUAUGCGAGAGAGCUGGUCGGGAGUGAUGAUGCUACGGGCGUGAAGACGUUUGUUGCGGCUUGGUUUGUGGUUAGAGCGGCGUAUUCGGUGGCGUAUGUGCAGAUUGCGGAUCCAAGCAAGAGUGCGGUUAGGAGCGCGAUUUGGGCUUUCGGCACGGCGUUGGCGACGUAUCAGAUUUAUAGGGCUGCGGUGGUGUUGGGGUAGGGUGGGAGGAGAGUACUAUGAAUGGGGUGGGAAGGCUUCGCGGGUUGUUUGCGAGGCUUUGCGUCUAUUAAGUACUGUAUGUUGAUUGAUGAUUUUGCCUAGGUGC